Enterobius vermicularis (human pinworm) is the source of this 1773-nucleotide messenger RNA. The record is from the annotation of a GenBank genome assembly. NCBI's taxonomy places the organism in Eukaryota, Metazoa, Nematoda, Chromadorea, Rhabditida, Oxyuridae.
AUGGGCGCGUGGAUUUAUUUUAAUGGGAACUUAGGAAGCGGUCAAGACUUUCUAGAUGUGUAUGGACUGUUUUUAGCGAAUGAGUUUGAGAAUCCUGCUGAUUGUCGGCGGUUAGAGGAAACAUUGAACAUAACUCCUAACGAAGUCUCAAAAAGCUCUUCCGUAGAGGAAGAGACGGUGAAGGCAUCGGAUUUCAAAGGGCCUGAAACGAUAACAAUCGACGAUGGUGGGGAAGUUAUGGCGUCAUGUUCUACGCAGAAUGACAAAUGGACAAGUUUUGACCAAAAAUUGCUGUUUAAAGAAAGGGAUUUCAUUCCAUUCUGUUCUAUCAAUCACGUGGGGGCGUUGGAAACCUCUGACAUCCAUGCGCAGCUACGGAUGAGGAAUUCUGCUGCCACUAGAGUCGAUUAUAAUUCUUGUUCUUCAUUUUGUUACAACCGUCAGAAGUGCAGCUUACAGACUUUACGUUUUUGUUCAGAAGGGCUGUCCAAGUUUCCUUUAUCCAAAGAUUCUUUAUUUUUACGUGCAAAAUCGCUCUCAGCUGGUCUGGCGAACAAUGAUUGGCCCACUUUACUUCGGCCAAGGAAUUCUGCAGAAGUUUUGGGAAACAGUGCUGUUGUCGAAAAGUUUAAAAAUUGGUUAUCACUUUGGAAGAAACGUUUAGAUAAAUCAAGGCUUGAAAGUAAUAGUGUAGAGGAAAAAAAGUUCAGUAAAAAGCAUACGAAGCGUAAGCUAUCAGAAUCCGACGAAGAAGUGGAUUUUGAUUACGAUGGAUACCUUUGCAAUACUAUGGUUGUUUGUGGGCCGGCUGGUUGUGGGAAAACGGCAAUGGUUGAAGCAGUGGCUGCGGAGCUGAACAUGGCUGUUGUCGUAUCGUCUACCAAUGAAAGGCGAACCGGUUCUAGUUUGAGGACUAUGCUUGAUGGCGCUUUAGAUAAUCAUAGGUUUGGUGUAUCUUCCUCUGAUAUCCGAAGAAUGUUUGCAAAAACUAAAGAUUUGAUGGCAGAGGAAUUAGGUUCAAAACACAAUGUGAUUUUGAUCGACGAUGCUGAUGUUUGUUCUUCCGACGAGUCUUCAUUUUGGGCUUCUUUGAAAUCAAUGUGCAUGGAAGCAAAAGUUCCUAUAGUGAUAAUUUGCCAAGAUAGCAGUUGCGUCAAGUUCAAGUUUGCUAAGGAGCCAUGUGCAGAUUAUUUGAUAGCAGAAAUGAGCAAGAUCCCCUCAGAAUUAAUUGUGGAGUAUAUUAGUGCUUCCUUUAGAGGGUUCACUUCUCGUGACAUAUGUCCAUCAGCUUUGGAAAAAGUGACAAAUCUUUUGAAGUGUAACUUACGUGCUUCCCUCAAUCUUAUACACUUUUAUGACGGUAACAUUCAUAGCAUUCCUUUCAUGAAACAGUUUUGUCAUGCAAAUAGAGAUAUUUCGCUGAAGAGCAAGUCGGACUCUCGGUUUCUUAGCAGUUUGUACGCGAUAGGCGAUGCACCACACUUCAGUGAUUUACUGUUGGGAGACUGUCUGCCUGAAGAGUUAUACGACAAAAAUGAAGAAGUUUUCAAGAGUAUUCAAACAAUUCGGCUUAAUUGCUCAAAUUCUUUUUUUUAUUCCCUAUCAGAAGUCGCUACAGAGAUACUUCCUCUUCUGAAAAUGAUGGACAACAAAUCACGUGAAGAAUGUAAGCAUAAUCGUCGUGCGUUGCACCACUUUGACCGCUUUUCGGUUUCAGUAGAUCCCGAUGGGAUCAUGAGGAAUAUUUUGAGUAGAUUUAAUUUCCCAUUGUAA